This is a messenger RNA of Anopheles aquasalis, 1743 nucleotides long. Its product is annotated as clavesin-1-like. Gene Ontology annotation, cellular component: membrane. Gene Ontology annotation, molecular function: phosphatidylinositol bisphosphate binding. The record is from RefSeq and is a predicted model, not a curated record. NCBI's taxonomy places the organism in Eukaryota, Metazoa, Arthropoda, Insecta, Diptera, Culicidae.
UAGCGUGCGGUAGUGUGUGGUCUGAACAGCGGCAGCAUCUGCUCCCAACAUCGAACGAUCGUGAAGGAGUGUCCGUGCCCGUGAAUCCGGUGGUGUCCAACUCAGUGUCCGCAAAUCGCGUCACGACUGCAGAUACUACCAGACCAGACUGCAGAUACUACCAGAGAGUUUGGUGCAAAGUUGAUCCGGAGACCUCGUGCUACUUAAAGCACUUACGGUUACGUCUACGCGCUGCCUCCAGCGAGAAGAUCCGGUACCCGGGUUGCCCUUGAGUGAACGGAUCAUGGACACGGACACGCACGUGUACGACAACUGCGCCAAUCCGGCCAGCUACACCCCGUACACCUGGUCGCUGGGCGAUAAGCUGCGCAAGACGGCCAAAUCGGAGCUGCGCGAGGACGAGAAUCUGCGCAACCAAAGUUUGGCGCAGAUGCGCGAAUGGAUCGCCAAGAGUCCGCACAUCAAACGGUGCCGCACCGACGCCCUGUUUCUGUUGCGUUUUCUGCGUACGAAAAAGUUCUCCAUUCCGCAGUCCUGCGCCAUGCUGGAGAAGUAUCUGACCGUGCGCCAGACCAAUCCGGCCUGGUUCCAACGGUUGGACAUUGAGGACCCGGAGCUGGAGGCGAUCAUCGAUGGCGGGUACAUUGUGCCGCUGCCGGAGCGUGAUGAGCAUGGGCGGCAGGUGGUACUGUCGGUGGCCGGUAACCUUGAUCUGACGCGCGUUUCAUCGUCCCUGCUGGCCCGGGCCCAUAUCCUCGUCCAGGAAGUGCUGGCCGAUGAUGAGCAGUCGCAGAUUUGUGGCUAUACGCAGUGCAUCGACGAACGGGAGCUAUCGAUGAAGCUGAUGGGCCUGUGGUCCCUGGUGGACAUCCGGAAGGCGGCCGAUUGCAUACAGAACGGGCUGCCGAGCCGUAUCAACGGGUUCCACCUGAUCGGACUGCCCUCGACGGCCGCUACGCUGCUGGAGUUCUGUGUUUCGCUGCUGAGCGAUAAACUGCGCAAGCGGAUCAAUCUCUUCCGGACGGUCGACGACUUUGCCAACAAGAUGAACCGCAAGAUACUGCCGAAGGAGUACGGUGGGGUCGUACCGAUGGCCGACAUGAUCGCACAGUUCAAGGAGCGAUGCCGCGCGAAACGGGCCCAACUGCUGGCGAUGGACGAGAUGCACAUCGAGCUGUCGAAAGCGCCGGGAUACUGUGCGGAAUCGUGUCGCCGCGAUUUGGAGGCUGGCAUGAUCGGCAGCUUCCGCAAGCUCGAAGUCGAUUGAGUCGUCGCGUUUGUGGGUAUUUAAGUUUUGUGUAUUAUACUCCUUUCUUCCCUUUGGAUCAGUGUGUCAGCCUAUCGCGAGUAAGUUUCUAGGUCCAGGCAUACGAACUACUCGGUUACUGUUGUCCUGGAUUGGAUUUCGUCCGAAGAUGAGAAUUAAUUCGAGAGAAAGUUACCUUGGAUUGGCUUAGUGUCCUUAUCAUACUGCAGACUACCAUUACACUAUUUUGGGUUAACCUUUUCCUUUUUCCUUCUGGUACUGUAUUUGAAAUUCUGCUUAGCACCUCUCGCUUGCUACUGCACCGACCACAUAUCAAUUAUCGAAAUGAACUGUGAUUAUACUUUCCGCUCGAUUCCGCGUCUAUCUAGGUGUGUGUAGAGAGAGAGAGAGAGAGAGAGAGAGAGAGAGAAAGAGAGACACAGAGAGAGAGAGAGAGUGGAGAGAGAGAGAGAGAGAGAAAGAGAGAGAGAGAGAGA